AUGAUACCGGCCCACCUCUUAGCCUGGGAGAGGUGCGAGAGAUAUAAGCGGAGACACGAGCCAGACGCAGCAAGGGCAACGUCAGAGAUCCGUUCAGAGACAUUGAGGAAAUGGCAGACAGAGUGGGCAAACGAGAGCAAUGGAGGAUGGACAAGGAGGUUGAUCCAAGACAUCAACUUGUGGAGGGGCAGGAAACAUGGGUUAUUGGAUUUCCACAUCACGCAACUGCUGUCCAAUCAUGGAUGCUUUGGUGAAUACCUCCACAGGAUCGGGAAGCUGGACACGGCAGCAUGUGUGGAUUGUCAAGAACAAGUUGAUGAUGCGGAACAUGUCUUCUUCGUCUGCGGCAGAUGGUGGAAACAACGCAGGGCGCUGGAGGUGGAGGUGGAAGAGGACGUGUCCCCCGAUAACAUCGUGAGUAUCAUGGUGGAGAAACGGAGCAAUUGGGAAGCAGUUGUCAGAUUCGUCAACCUCGUCCAGUCCACAAGGGAGCACGAGGAAAGGGUGCGACAGCGACUUAGGGUAGAAUGA
Messenger RNA from Macrosiphum euphorbiae (potato aphid), 531 nucleotides. The record is from the annotation of a GenBank genome assembly. Lineage: Eukaryota; Metazoa; Arthropoda; Insecta; Hemiptera; Aphididae.